Molecule: messenger RNA, 1533 nt
Organism: Radiomyces spectabilis
Lineage: Eukaryota; Fungi; Mucoromycota; Mucoromycetes; Mucorales; Radiomycetaceae
Product: Phytochelatin synthase-domain-containing protein
Exons: 3
Coding region: 1-1533 (510 amino acids)
Biological process (GO): cellular detoxification of cadmium ion; response to metal ion; phytochelatin biosynthetic process
Molecular function (GO): metal ion binding; glutathione gamma-glutamylcysteinyltransferase activity
Source: RefSeq, a predicted model, not a curated record
AUGCUGCGGUAUUGUGUCUCGGCAUGCAAUCGUAGGAAUGCUUUGCAACGCAUAUAUCAAUAUCAACGACCCUUGCUUCUUUCCGCUUCUCGCCUUUCCACUUCUCGUCUUUAUUCCGCUCCUUCCUCAGCCGAGAAUGAGAUUGCAGCCUUCCAAGAUCUUCUCGGUGUCACUAACCCGGCUCCCGAUUUAACCAAAACCUUUUAUCAACGACAAUUACCUUCCAACCUCAUUCGAUUCUCAUCAGCUCAAGGCAAAGCCAUGUUUCGUACAGCCAUGGAAAAAGGCCAUGCCGAAGGGUUUUUCCCUUUGACCGGUAACUUUACAACACAAUCGGAACCGGCAUACUGCGGACCCAGUUCUCUGGCCAUGGUCCUUAACGCUUUGGAAGUCGAUCCACAGCGCAUUUGGAAAGGCAACUGGCGAUGGUUUUCAGGCGAGUAUGAGUUGCUGCAAUGCUGCGCUUCCAAGGAAGACAUGAAGAAGAAUGGCAUUACAUUUGACAAGUUUGCUUGUUUGGCGAAAUGUCAUUGCAAUGUGGAAGUGAAACGGUCGUCCGAUAUCACUUUUGAGGAAUUCAAGCGAGACGUGGUGGAUAUUACGGCUCGAUCCGAUAAAUUUAUGGUGAUUUCUUUUUCAAGAAAGACGUUGCAGCAGACGGGCGAUGGUCACUUUUCACCGAUCGGUGCCUAUAACCCUGAGAAUGACAUGGUGCUUGUGCUCGAUACAGCUCGCUACAAAUACCCAAGCUACUGGUGCGAUAUCAAGACACUCUACGAGUCCAUGAAACCGAUUGACAAGGAAACAGGUCGUCCUCGUGGCUAUUUCUUGCUCGGUUACGAUACCGACAAUCCGCCGAUCAGUUUAUGCAGGGUCCAACCACCAUCACGACCAUCACCAGAAACCGAGGUGAAGCAGGAAGCGGCAAGCGAGAAAAUGACCAGUGAGACCAAACCGGUGGAACCGGCUCGACUAAAUUGGUCCAUGCUGGCGCAAAGUUUCUGCAAACGUAUUCCGGAAAACAUGUGGCUUGAGAAACCUAGAACGCUGGAGCAUGUUGUGCAACUGGUUUUACGCAACGUGCCUUCAGAAUACACGGCGAUUCUGGCCAAUCAAUCGUUGGCGUCUUCCAAGAGAGGCGCAUCGCCUGAAAAAGCGAGAGAGUACAUUGGUCACAUGCUUCAAGACAUUACACAUUCGCCGCUAUACCCUAUUGUACUGGAUGCUCUCUAUGCCGACAAGACCACGAAAGCGAAGCGAGGAGUGGACCAUCAUGCCGCGUUUGCAACUCUUUUCGUCCUGGGCUCGCCUCGCAUGCUUUACACAUCACUACCGCGAGACUUGCAGGAUCAACUCGAUGCGUAUAGAAAGGACGAACAAAUGACGGAAGUGGUGAAACGAGAAGUCCAUCGUAUUUCUGUCGAAGUCGGUGAACUCACCAAGACUUUCUGUACCUGUGGUCCAGGAUGGAUGCAACAAGCCAACGCCGACGGGAUCGAUCAUGCUUCCACCAAAAACUGUCCAUCCAAUUAA